UGUGCACGCUGAAUUUACAUGGUUCUGCUUUGUGGACAACCAACGCCUCCUGGCCCAUGCUCUUUCAUUAUUAAUUUCUUCCUCCCACAAACAGAGUUUUGCAGCUCCAGAAAAUGGACCGACGCCUCCAGGAAAUCGUUCUGAGGUGGGACACCCACAGUUUUCUCAAACUAGCUCAAGAACAACAACACAUAAUCAAAGAAACCGCGACUGGAUCCCUAAAUACAAUCCUACACUUAGCUGCAAGUUUCGGACAUGUAGAAUUGGUGGCGGAGAUCGUCAAGUUGUGGCCAGAGAUGGUGGGAGAGGAGAACGAGAGGAUGGAGAAGCCAUUGCCCGAGGCGUGUAGAGAAGGAGGGAGGAUGGAGAUUGUUAGGCUGCUUGUGGAGACGGAUCCUUGGCUUGUCAACAAGGUGAACCGAGAUGAGGAGAGUGCCCUUUUGUUGGCGUGUGAGCCGGGGAGGGCGGACGUGGUUAAGCAUCUUCUAUUUUAUUAUCCAUGGAUGUUGAUGUUGGAGGUGGAUGCCUUGACUACUUCCCUCCAUGUCACAGCUUCAUCUGGGUAUACAGAAGUGGUAAAGGAGCUGCCGCAGCUACGGCGGACGGCCACAGCUGCACGCUUUGCACAUCGCUUGCAGCGAAGGCCACCUAGAGAUCACAAGAGAGCUGCUCCGCCUGGAUACCGACCUCUCCUCCUUACACGACAAUGUCGGCCGCACGCCGCUCCACUGUGCGGCCAUCAAAGGGCGAGUCAAUAUUCUCGACGAGAUGCUCUCCGUUCACCUCGAGCCCGCCGAGAUGAUCACUCAGCGUGGAUAGACGGUUCUGCACCUUGCCGUUAAAAAUAAUCAAUAAGAAGCGGUUCGCUAUCUUGUGGACGCCAUUAACACAUCUAAACUGGUGAAUUUGCUAGAUCAUGACGGCAACACCGUCUUACAUUUGGUGACUGCCGGAAAACUCAGCACGGUAAGACAAUGAUUAAAUCGUACUAGUCUUUUCUAGCAAAAAUUCCACUUUUAGCCUUCACAUUUUUUUUCUUCUCAAUUAAGCCAUUACUCACUU
This is a messenger RNA of Rubroshorea leprosula, 1062 nucleotides long. The record is from the annotation of a GenBank genome assembly. NCBI's taxonomy places the organism in Eukaryota, Viridiplantae, Streptophyta, Magnoliopsida, Malvales, Dipterocarpaceae.